Messenger RNA from Arabidopsis arenosa, 1974 nucleotides. The record is from the annotation of a GenBank genome assembly. NCBI's taxonomy places the organism in Eukaryota, Viridiplantae, Streptophyta, Magnoliopsida, Brassicales, Brassicaceae.
UGAGACAUCAUCAUCAAAUUACCAAUCAUCUCCGAUGGCUAAAUACGCCGGAACAAGAACCAGACCGGUCAUAUGUUUCUCCGACGUCGUUCUCUUCCUCGGCGGAGCUUUCAUGUCUUUAAUCCUCGUCUGGUCAUUCUUCUCCUUCUCUUCAAUUUCACCAAAUCUCACCGUCAAAACCAAUGAAUCCUCCGCCAAAUGUUCUCCAGAAAUCGACAUGAAGUACGAUCCAACCGACCCGGUUUACUACGACGACCCGGAUCUAACCUAUACAAUCGAAAAACCGGUUAAAAACUGGGACGAGAAACGAAGACGUUGGUUAAAUCUACACCCUUCGUUUAUCACCGGAGCUGAGAAUCGUACGGUUAUGGUAACAGGAUCACAAUCGGCGCCGUGUAAAAACCCAAUCGGAGAUCAUUUGUUGUUACGGUUCUUUAAGAAUAAAGUUGAUUAUUGUCGGAUCCAUGGUUAUGAUAUAUUCUAUAGUAACGCUCUUCUUCAUCCGAAGAUGAAUUCUUAUUGGGCGAAACUUCCGGCGGUUAAAGCGGCGAUGAUUGCUCAUCCUGAGGCGGAGUGGAUCUGGUGGGUUGAUUCUGAUGCUUUGUUUACGGAUAUGGAUUUUACGCCGCCGUGGCAUCGGUAUAAGGAGCAUAAUCUUGUUGUUCAUGGUUGGCCGGGAGUUAUUUAUAAUGAUCGGAGUUGGACGGCGUUGAACGCCGGCGUUUUCCUUAUUAGGAAUUGUCAGUGGUCUAUGGAGCUCAUUGACACGUGGACAGGUAUGGGACCAGUGAGUCCAGAGUACGCUAAAUGGGGACAAAUCCAACGGUCAAUAUUCAAAGACAAACUCUUCCCAGAAUCAGACGAUCAAACGGCUCUGAUUUACUUACUCUACAAACACAGAGAAGUGUAUUAUCCCAAAAUAUACCUCGAAGGAAACUUUUAUUUCGAAGGAUAUUGGUUAGAGAUCGUACCGGGUUUAACCAACGUAACGGAACGGUAUCUGGAGAUGGAACGAGAAGACGCCACGUUGCGAAGACGUCACGCAGAGAAAGUGAGUGAACGAUACGGUGCGUUUCGUGAGGAACGGUUUUUAAAAGGAGAAAGAGGCGGGAAAGGAAGUAAACGGAGACCGUUCGUGACGCAUUUUACGGGAUGUCAACCUUGUAGUGGUGAUCAUAAUAAGAUGUACGAUGGUGACACGUGUUGGAAUGGGAUGAUCAAAGCCAUUAAUUUCGCUGAUAAUCAAGUGAUGCGUAAGUAUGGUUUCGUACACUCGGAUCUAGGGAAGACUUCCCCUCUUCAACCUCUACCGUUCGAUUAUCCUGAUGAGCCUUGCUUAAGAGAUAAAAGCCUCUUAGAAGUUAAUUCCAUGGAAAACAGAUCGUUUUCGGUUAUGCUCAAGACGAGAUAUUCAAAAGGAGCUUCCGAUCAUCAGCCAUCACAUCUCAGACUCGGAUUCGACGAAUACGUGAAUCGAUUAGAUGUGAUUGGAAUCGACGAAGCUCAAUUCUUCGGAGAUCUAUACGAAUUUUGCCGUGAAGCUGCUGAUAAAGAGGGAACAACUGUAAUUGUUGCUGGAUUUGAUGGUGAUUUUAAGCGGAGGAGGUUUGGUUCGGUGCUUGAUUUGAUUCCGAUUGCGGAUACGGUUACGAAGCUGACGUCACGGUGUGAGGUUUGUGGGAAGAGAGCAUUGUUGACGAUGAGGAAGACGGAGGAGAAAGAGACGGAGUUGAUCGGUGGAGCUGAAGUCUAUAUGCCUGUGUGUCGGAGUCAUUACGUUUGCGGUCAAAGCGUUUUGGAAACCGCUCGUGCCGUUUUCGAUUCUUCAAGCAAUAAGCAUGAUGUUGUAGCAAGUUUGCUUUAAUGAGAGUUUGUAGGAUUUGUGAUAGUCGUUGAGAUAUAUUUGGUUUCUUAGCUUUGAGAUUGGAAAUUUAAACAUAAUUAUGUACUAUUUAAUCAAUGAUUUUAAAAAUU